AUGGCUGUGUUUUACAACAAAGUAGACAUCAAGGUUUUCCAAUAUUAUGAGGGCUCAGUGACAUAUUUCUACCCCUGCCCAUGUGGGGAUAACUUCUCCAUCAUUAAGGAUCAGUUUCUGUGUGGAAAAACAGUCCCAGCCCCAUCAAGCAUCCAAGAAUUAGUUACAUGCUAAUGAAGCCUUCAAGAGGGCAAGGCCUCAACAUUUGGAAAGCCAAGAUGGAGAUACAAAUGUAAUUUCUGGCUUCUUGACGGGGACAGACAAGCAUUUUGUGGUUUCCUAUUUAUUAGUCUGUGGAUUUUUUCCAUAGCUGCUGAACUCAUCUUCAAAUAAAGAGGCAAGGCUACAAUAUGACAUGCCUGGGUUUCUUGCUUAGAACUGUGAAUUGAAAGUACUCCUUAUUAUUCGUCUGGAUUUCAAGGAAGAUAAUUUCUAAUCAGUACUUUUUCUCCCUCCAUUUAAUCAUUUUUAUAUCUUAAGCCUUAAUUGAGAAUCUGAUAGCAGCAUCAACUUCAUUAGCAUUCGCUAAUA
This is a messenger RNA of Ochotona princeps (American pika), 531 nucleotides long. RefSeq names its product diphthamide biosynthesis protein 3-like. Bases 1 to 174 code for a protein of 57 amino acids. Lineage: Eukaryota; Metazoa; Chordata; Mammalia; Lagomorpha; Ochotonidae. The transcript has a single exon. The record is from RefSeq and is a predicted model, not a curated record.